Amborella trichopoda is the source of this 2010-nucleotide messenger RNA. RefSeq lists its product as uncharacterized. The record is from RefSeq and is a predicted model, not a curated record. NCBI's taxonomy places the organism in Eukaryota, Viridiplantae, Streptophyta, Magnoliopsida, Amborellales, Amborellaceae.
CCCGCGUUCUUUGCGUCUGUGAUUCUGUGUUCUUAUCACCACAUACACCGGAGAAAGAAGAGCGAGAGAGAGGUUUUCUUGUGAGAGAGAGGAGAGAGAGAGAUGGAAAUUGGUAUGGGUCACUUGGGUACCUUUAGAAGCUCCGGCUUCAUGAGACCUAUGUCCUGCAACUGCAACUUCCUUGCUUCAGCAUAAUCAUCACCAGACAGAGAGAGAUAGAGAGAGAGAGAGAGAGUGUGUGUGUGUGUGUUUCUGAUUUCGUGCAAUGGAAAUAGGGAUGGGCCACAUGGGGACUUUGAGAAGUUCCAUCUUAGUGAGACCUGUGCCCUGUAACUGCAAGUUCCUUGCUAUGGCAUCUUCAACUUCUUUCUCGUCAAUGCUUCACGCAUGUCCACCUUCCAUUCAUUAUUCCUGUCGCCGAUUGAGCUCUCUUAUAAUACACGCUCGGAAGAAGAACAUACACAUAGAUCCUUCCCUCGAAAAAACUGCAUUUGAUGAAGAAGAAGAAGUUGAACCUGAAGAAGAAUUUGAUGAUGGAAUUAUGAUGGAUGAAGAUGAUUACUUUGAAGAUGAAUUCGAGGAUCCUGAGCCCGUUGACGGAGAUGGAGGAGGAGGUGGUGGCAUUGUGCUUGCUGGUACAUGGUGGGAAAGGAAAGCAUUGGAUAUUGCACAAAAUGUUGUUGCCUCCUUUAAUGGUGAUUUUAAAAUAUAUUCAUUCCAGGCAUCUUUAAAUGACACCAUCCGAAUUCGCAUUGAGAAACUAUCUAAUAAGUACGGUUCACCUAGUAUGGGCGACAUUGGAAUUUUCUCCAUGGCCUAUAGAGAACGCUUGGAUGAAGCUGAGCAUGCUGGAGCUGUGCCGGAGAGUUUAUCCUUAGAGGUAUCAUCUCCGGGGGUCGAGAGGAUUGUCCAAGUCCCUCAAGAGCUCGACCGGUUCAAAGACUUGCCCAUGUAUGUAAAAUAUGUAGGAGAAAUGUGUGUCACUGGCUCCUUGAGAGAGAAAGAUGGGAUUUUGAGGCUUGAUUCCAGUGAAGAUAAUUCUAACACACAGAUUUCUAUGACUAAUUCCUUGAGAGAGAAAGAUGGUAUUUUCAAGCUUGAAUCCAUUGAAAUGGAGUCUAGCCAUUGCAUUUGGAGUCUAGCAGAUGUAAAAAAAAAUAAAGAAUCCACAGGAAAAGGAAGGCCGCUUAGCAAGAAAAAGAGGGAAUGGCGGUUGCGAACACCUUUCAAUUCCUUACGGCUUGUUCGGUUGUAUUCUGACUGCUGAAUUCGUGUUAACGGUAAAUGGGCUUAACAUACACUCUUUAUGUAGUUCGGGGGGCUCUUUUCUAUACACAAGGUUUAAGAAUCCAUUCCGAACCGGUCAUAUUCAUAUAUUAGAUUUAUGUGUGUGUGUGUGUGCACACGCGUGUGUGAAAGGCAUCCAUAUGGUUUAGAUUUACUCGUUCUGUUUCAGAGCUUUUUGAUAUGUAUUUUAUGGUUUGGAGCCACUCCCGCACUUUGACACAGUUAAGCUCUUUUGAGUUCUUUUUUAGCUUGAGGGCACAAAAACCACUGCAAUGACCUGAUGCUUGAGGAUAUUGGGAAGCUGAAGUAGUGAAAAAGUAUGGGAGCUGAUGACUUGCCACCUUAUUUUUCCCCAUGGAUUCUAUGUUAAGGUCACAAUUAGGAAUUUAAGAAGAUAGUUGCCUCAUAAUGAUGGGUAAAUGUCCUUAUCUUAAGAAUCCAUGCUACAAUAAUGUUGAAAAGGGAUGAUCCAUAGCAAAAGGUUCUAGAUAGAUGCAAGUAGAUUGUAGUAAUUGUAAUUCUAGUGGCAGUUUUGAAGCCCCGUGUACAAUUCCAUCACCAAGUAAAGGUAAUAAUUGUUGACAGAUGAAAUACCUUGUCACAAUAACCAAUUCACACAAUAUGUAAAUGAUUUUAAAGUCUGAACAUGUAAUAGUUAGCCAUUCGAAUUUUGUUUUGUUUAUUGUUGCUGAGUGCUGUAUUAAAGAAGUAUAGAGAGUACAA